Molecule: messenger RNA, 1462 nt
Organism: Camellia sinensis
Lineage: Eukaryota; Viridiplantae; Streptophyta; Magnoliopsida; Ericales; Theaceae
Product: gibberellin 20 oxidase 2
Source: RefSeq, a predicted model, not a curated record
CAUUUCUCAAUUCGAUAUGUUAUUUUAGGUUCUCUCUGUUGUUCCUUAGCUCCAAGUACUUUUGUUUCCUACCUGUAAGUUCUUCUAUAAAUAGCUUCAUUGGGUUACAACACUCAAUUGAGAAUGUGUCUUUCCCAAUGGACUCAAGUUCCCCAACUCUUCUUCUAUGUCCUCCUCCAAUAGAGAUCAAAGAUGAGAGAGAGAAAAAGGUUCUAUAUUUUGACACAUCUUUGCUACAAAAGCAACCAACCUUGCCAACAGAGUUCAUUUGGCCACACAAAGACUUAUUACACACUCAAGAAGAGCUGAGUGAACCCCUAGUAGAUCUAGAGGGUUUCUUUAAAGGAGAUGAGGCUGCAACCUCAUGUGCUGCCAAGCUUGUUAAGACCGCCUGCCUCAACCAUGGCUUCUUCCAAGUUACUAACCAUGGCGUCGACAAAGGCCUCAUUCGAGCUGCCCAUGAUCACAUGGAUGCUUUUUUCAAGCUGCCCAUUAACAAGAAGCUUAGAGCUCGCAGAAAACCGGGCAGCGUAUGUGGGUAUUCGGGUGCCCAUGCUGACCGGUUCAAGUCUAAACUGCCAUGGAAGGAGACCUUGUCUUUUGGCUACCAUGGCAAUGGCCCUGUGGUGGUGGAUUACUUCAAAUCUAUCCUGGGAGAUGAUUUUAAAGAGACAGGGUUGAUUUUUGAAAGAUACUGUGAAGAAAUGAGGCGAUUAUCACUAGCGCUUAUGGAGCUCUUAGCGAUUAGCCUGGGAAUCGAGCGAUUACACUACAGGAAAUUCUUUGCAGAUGGUAGUUCAAUAAUGAGGUGCAACUAUUAUCCACCUUGCAAAGAACCUGGCCUCACCCUCGGCACAGGACCUCACUGCGAUCCAACGUCAUUAACAAUUCUUCAUCAGGACGAAGUUGGAGGCCUCGAAGUUUUUGCUGAUAACAAAUGGCAGGGUGUUCGACCUCGCCCAGAUGCCCUUGUCAUUAACAUUGGUGACACAUUCAUGGCAUUAUGUAAUGGAAGAUACAAGAGUUGCAUGCAUAGGGCAGUGGUGAACAAGGAGAGAGAGAGAAGAUCACUGGCAUACUUUGUGUGCCCAAGAGAAGACAAAGUGGUGAGUCCUCCACAGGAUCUAAUUGACAGAGAAGGAGGAGAUGAAGGGCCAAGGAAGUAUCCAGAUUUCACAUGGUCAGAUUUGUUACAUUUCACUCAAACCCACUACAGAGCUGAUCUCACUACCCUCCAAAGCUUCUUUCUUUUCCAUCUCAACACCCCCAACUAACUCUUUCCUUUCUUGUCUCUUUUUGAUCAUUGAUAAUUCUCUCUCUCUCUCUCUCUGUACAUAUUCCUACCUGUUGGUCCUGUGGCUAUGUGAUAUAUAUAUGAUCAGUAGUUUUUAUGUACCUUCUUUCUUUUUUUUUGUUUUUCCAGUGUACAACACACGAGUUUUGAUUUGUGUAUUUUUUUUUU